AUGGCGAGUCAAAGGCUAACGCUGGGCCUGGUCUGCCGCACGCUCGACGUCGAGCCAGAGGCGCUGCAUACCGUAAAAACGCUGCGCCUGGAGCGGCUGCGCCUCGCCGCCCUCUGCCCCCUCGACGCGCUGGCCGGCUCGCUGCGCGAGCUGUACCUGCGCGACAACCGCCUGGAGACGCUGGACUGCGCCGAGGCGCUGGCCGCGCUGGCGCCCCACCUGGCGGUGCUGGACCUGGCGCGGAACCGGCUCGCGGAGGUCCGCGGGCUGGCGGCGCUGCGCGGCCUCCGCGUGCUGGACCUCAGCGCGAACGAGCUCGCGCGCGACCCCGGCGCCGACGAGCUGCCGCUCGCGUCGCUGACGGUGUUGGACCUGCGGGGCAACCCCUUCGGGAAGACGCGCGUGACGGCGGGCCCCGUCCUGGAGGAGCUGGACGGCGAGGCGGUGGUCCCGCGGGCCGGCGGCGGCCGCUCGACGGUGACGGCGGUCGGGGACGCGGUGCGGCGCCCCGUCGCGCGGUCCGAGUGCGUCGUCUACGUGCCGCUGGUCGGCAACCGGCCCGGCGAGGCGGCGAAGCGGACGCUGGCGCUCCGCUUCGGCCGCGCCGACGACGUCGCGCGCGUCGCGCGCGACUUUUGCGCCGCGCACGCCGUCGACGGCGCGGACGCGGUCCGCGAGCUGACGGAGAUCUGCCGCGCGGCCGCCGCCGCGCCCCCGCGGCUGGUCGGCCCGGACCGCGGGGACGCCGGCGCCGCGCUCGGGCUCGAGGCCCAAAUCGAGGAGACGGGCGACGCGCUCGCGCGGUGCGCGCGCGGCGUCGACGGCGCGCUCGCCGGCGCGCGGGCGACCGCGGCGGCCGCGGUCGAAAAGCGGCGCGCGGCCGCGCGCGCGCGCGCCGCCGCCGCCGCCGCCGCGCCCACCGCCGCGGCGCGCGCGGACGAAUCGGCCAGACGCCGCGCGGCCGCGGCCGCCGAGGAGGCGGCGGCGCGCCGGGCGUUCGCCGCGUCGGUCCGCGCGCGGCUCCCCGCGGCGUACGAGUCGUCGCCAAAGGCGAAGCGGGCGCCGCCCUCGCGGCUGCCCGAGGCGCCGCGCGACGACGAGGAGUUCGACCGGUACACCGCGGCGCCGGCCGAGCUCGACGCGCGGCCGCCCGACGCCUACGACGCCGCCGACGACUCGUCCGACGACUCGUACGCUGCGGCGUAA
Molecule: messenger RNA, 1206 nt
Organism: Pelagomonas calceolata
Lineage: Eukaryota; Pelagophyceae; Pelagomonadales; Pelagomonadaceae
Source: the annotation of a GenBank genome assembly